GCGGCGCGUGAGACGCAGGCGACAGCUGGGCCCCGGGUCGCGGGCGGAGCGCGGCUGCUGGGCCCGGGGCCGCGGUGAGGGGCGGUCAUGGCGUCGGAGAAGCCGCUGGUCGCCGUCACCUGCACGGCGCCCGUCAACAUCGCGGUCGUCAAGUACUGGGGGAAGCGGGACGAGGACCUGGUCCUGCCCAUCAACUCCUCACUGAGCGUCACUCUGCACCAGGACCAGUUAAAGGCCACGACGACCGCGGCCAUCAGCGAGGCCUUCACGGAGGACCGGGUCUGGCUGAACGGUUCGGAGCAGGACGUGGGGCAGCCACGCCUGCAGGCCUGCCUUGGGGAGAUCCGCCACCUGGCCCGGAAAUGUAGGAGCACAGACGACGGGGACUCGCUGCCCCUCAGCCUCGGCUACAAGGUCCAUGUUGCGUCGGUGAACAACUUCCCCACGGCCGCAGGCCUGGCGUCCUCGGCAGCAGGCUACGCCUGCCUAGCCUACACGCUGGCGCGAGUCUACGGGGUGGAGGGCGAGCUCUCGGAAGUGGCUCGCCGGGGCUCAGGCAGCGCCUGCCGCAGCCUGUACGGUGGCUUUGUGGAGUGGCAGAUGGGCGAGCGGCCCGACGGGAAGGACAGCGUUGCCCGGCAGGUUGCCCCUGAGUCUCACUGGCCUGAGCUCCGUGUCCUCGUCCUUGUGGUGAGUGCUGAGAAGAAGCAGACAGGCAGCACGGCGGGCAUGCAGGCCAGCGUGGCAACCAGUGCUCUGCUCAAGUUCCGGGCUGAGUCAGUGGUGCCAGGGCGCAUGGCGGAGAUGGUCCGGUGCAUCCGGGAGCGGGACUUCCAGGGCUUCGGCCUGCUGACCAUGAAGGACAGCAACCAGUUCCAUGCCACCUGCCUGGACACCUUCCCCCCCAUCUCGUACCUCAGCGACACGUCCAGGCGCAUCAUCCACCUGGUGCACUGCUUCAACGCCCACCACGGGCAGACCAAGGUGGCAUACACGUUUGAUGCGGGCCCCAACGCCGUGGUCUUCACCCUGGACAACACCGUGGAUGAGUUCGUGGCUGCCGUGAGGCACAGUUUCCCCCCCGACUCCAAAGGAGACAAGGUGCUGGGCAUUGCGUGGGCCCCCCCAGGCAGGCACCGGGCAACCGUCACCACGAUAGGCCGUUUUGACCUUGCUGCCACUUGUCCUGCGUGUCCUCACUCCCGGGUUUGUGAAGGGGCUGCCUGUGAGGCCUGUCCUGCUCUCGGACGAGCUGAAGGCUGCUCUGGCCAUGGAACCGGCCCCCGGCAGCGUCAGGUACAUCAUCUCCACACAGGUGGGGCCAGGGCCUCAGAUGCUGGAUGACCCCCACCUGCACCUGCUGGGCCCUGACGGCCUGCCGAAGCCAGCCACUUGACUGCUCCCCAGCAGGAGCUGCUACCACGCUGGGCCUGCCUGGGAGCUGGGGUGGUGCUGAACCCUGGUGCUGGGGCUUUUGGGGUUCCCGUGCUUGGGACCUGGAUGGCUGAGGGUGGGCCUUGCUGUCCCCACCUGUACCUGUGCCGAGCUGGGUGGGGCUGGGACCUGGAGGCUCAGCAGGGUGGCUGUGGCCAGGUCUCCUCACUGAGGCCUGCCGGCCUGUCAUGCUCGGACUGCAGGUCGUUAUCGGGGCUGGGGCCGGCUUCUCUGCAGCAGGUGGCCUCAGCAGACUCGGGGCUGAGCUUCCACUUGGGCCAGGGUGGGAAGGGAGAGACCCUCAAGGAGAGCCCUGUGGCCUGCGAGCACCUCUUCAGCCCUCAGGGUGGGGACAGUGGUCUCUCCAGGGGGACUGGAGGUGGGCGCCAGCAGUGGGCGUCGCGUUUCCCCCCUGCUGGCCAGGAAUAAACAGGUGUUGCUGACUCA
Molecule: messenger RNA, 1881 nt
Organism: Choloepus didactylus (southern two-toed sloth)
Lineage: Eukaryota; Metazoa; Chordata; Mammalia; Pilosa; Megalonychidae
Gene: MVD
Product: mevalonate diphosphate decarboxylase
Exons: 11
Coding region: 88-1344 (418 amino acids)
Biological process (GO): isoprenoid biosynthetic process; isopentenyl diphosphate biosynthetic process, mevalonate pathway
Cellular component (GO): cytosol
Molecular function (GO): ATP binding; diphosphomevalonate decarboxylase activity
Source: RefSeq, a predicted model, not a curated record